Messenger RNA from Rhodotorula toruloides NP11, 1278 nucleotides. RefSeq lists its product as uncharacterized. NCBI's taxonomy places the organism in Eukaryota, Fungi, Basidiomycota, Microbotryomycetes, Sporidiobolales, Sporidiobolaceae. Gene Ontology annotation, biological process: nucleocytoplasmic transport. The transcript has 6 exons. The coding region runs from base 1 to 1278 and encodes 425 amino acids. Gene Ontology annotation, molecular function: structural constituent of nuclear pore. The record is from RefSeq and is a predicted model, not a curated record. Gene Ontology annotation, cellular component: nuclear pore.
AUGUCGCUGUUCGGCUCUGCUACGACUUCCGCUGCGCCCACAUUCUCCUUUGGCAGCACACCCGCCGCUUCCACCGCCCAACCCGCAUCAGGGACCGCCGCACCCUCUCUAUUCGGCAGUUCGACAGCUCCUGCGACGUCCACCACAGGCGGCGGGCUCUUUGGCGCUAAGCCAGCGGGAACGACGACAUCGCUGUUUGGUGCUCCCGCAACAUCGACGGCUGGCGCUCCUGCGGCUGGCGGAGGGCUCUUUGGAGGCGUGAGUGCGGUACCUGCGGCUGCUGCGAAGCCCACCUUUUCCUUCGGCGCACCGGCAGCCUCGACUUCGACAACCGCUCCUCCCACAUCCGCACCCUCCCUCUUCGGCUCGACUACCGCGACUGCGCCAGCUGCGGGGACUGGAGGUGGACUAUUCGGCUCGACAACAGCGGGAGCGGGUACGACAGGAGGGUUGUUUGGCGCGAAGCCGGCAGGAACGACCGCACCUGGGCUUGGAGGAGGGCUGUUCGGUUCGAUAGCCGGUGCUAGCACGACUGCUCCUUCAUUCGGCGCUUCGUCGACUCUGGCGGCACCAAGCGCAGCAGCACCUGCUGCAGGGUCCAUCACGAAGAACACAAAGUUCAACGACUUGCCUGACGCGGCGCGGAAUGCUGUCGAGGAGAUUGACAAGUUCAUCCGGCAACAAUGUCAGCUUGCAGACGAGCUAAAGGCGAAGGACUUGGGAAGCGAGGUUGCGCAGACCCAGCGGAUGUUUGAGCAAUACUCGGCGGAAGCGUCCACCGUCACCUCUCUCCUCCAAACCGACGCGCGACUGCUCACGACCCUCCGCACCGAACUCGAACAAUCUCUCGUCGACUUGACCAAGACGACAACACUUAUCGAGGGCUUCAAGGCGCCGCAGUCGCAGAAGGCGGCGGACGCAAAGGCGGUGGCGACGUUCCCAUACGAGUACUUCCGACGAAAGACGGACGAGAUGCGGGAACGGAUCGGGCGGUACAAGGCGACGAUGGAUCAAGUCGCCUCGCUUCUUUCAUCGCCCUCACACGCCUUGUCCCCUUCAGCCAUCCCUCCGACCCUCAAAGCGCAACACGCCUCGCUUGUCUCGCUCGCGUCCGCCGUGUCCGCACUCGACCUCGAACUCAAGGGCCUCAAGGACGACUAUCGGGUGAUCUGGCGGGAGAAGACGGGGCGGAUGGUCGAUCCGUUCAGGCUGGGUGGAGGAGCGGGAACGGGAGGAAGUGGGCUGGAGAAGGGUGUUGGCGGGAUGUCCCUGCGGUAG